UUGAGGAUGAGCAGCGAUUGAGAGAGCGUACGGUAUAGCAGUGUUACUUUUUAUUUUAAUUACACUAUUUUACGUGUAACGUUAGAGUUUCAUGUGGAUUUGUAAGCUACAAAAAUAUAUCGAUCAAAUAAUAUUUAUACAUGUACACAACAAUUUACAAGAAUAAUGCGUUUCCGGGGUGACACAACUUCAAGUUCUACGAGCAAAAUCCAAACAAGUGGAGAUGUGACCGCUAAGCGAGGCGUGGACGAGACAAAAUCAGUCGGGGAAGCGUCGGCUUGCAAGAAAAAGGAAAGACGGCGAAAGAGAGCUAUUAUAUGGAGUUGGACAUGGAAGCUAUGUUUGCUGAAUUCCAUUUUGUUCUACACAAUCUUCCCAGUUCUAGUUUAUUUCAUCCCUGACUUUGCUUCCCAACUUAUUUUCCUCAAUUACCUCAAGUGUCCUGUAUUCAGAGACUACCAUGCUCCUGAGGUAUAUGGAUUGAAAGGAGCAAGGAACGUAUAUCUACCUUCUACCAAUGGAGUUCAGCUUGGAGUGUGGCAAAUGCUUCCUACUUCUGUAAGACCUGCAAGAGAAGAUAACGAAAUGUCAGGAGAGUUCUUUGAUAAAGCAUUAAGAGACCAUAGACCAGUGAUUAUGUACUGCCAUGGAAAUUCAGGUUCAAGAGCAAAUCCACACCGAGUAGAAUUGUAUAAAUUAUUGAUUAGACUGGGAUUCCAUGUUGUAGCUGUAGACUACAGAGGAUAUGGAGAUUCAUCAAGUUAUACAACUGCGGAUGGUAUUCAUGAUGAUGUAAGAACAGUGUAUAGAUGGCUGAGAGAAAGGACAGGGGAUUCCCCUUUCUACAUCUGGGGACAUUCUCUUGGAACAGGGAUAUCCACAGUAUUCACUUCAAAAAUAUGCAGAGAAGAGGGAUGUCCUACAGGUCUUGUCUUAGAAGCACCAUUCAACAACCUUCUUGAUGAGGUCAUGAGACAUCCAUUUGGAAUGCCUUGGAACAUUCUUCCAUACAGCAGAGGUUACUUUGAUCAAGCUUUUAAUUCUACAGCUCCAUACUUUCAGAGUGAUGUUAACAUAGAGCAUGUGACGUGUCCUAUUCUUAUUCUUCAUGCUGAAGAUGACUGGAUUGUACCACAUGACCUAGGCAGGAAGCUUUAUGAUAUAGCUGUUGAGAGAAGGCCAGCCUCAGCAGAUCCAAUCCAAAUGGUUUCAUUUCAUAGGGAAGAGGGAUGUGGACAUAAAAAUAUUGCUUAUUCAUCAAAGCUACCAUCUAUUUUGAGUGAUUUCAUCAAAUGAGGAACCAAAGGUUGUCAAUGAAACCCAGUAGCUUCCAAGCCAUAUGUGUGUGCAGCUGUUGUGUUUUUUUUUUAAUUCUUUGUGGUGCUUCAACUUUUACUUAUGUAAUUUUAUUUUUUACUCUUACCUCCUACAGUGUAGAUAAGAUAUCUGAGUACCUCUUGUUGCCAUGUUACCUCAUGAAAACAGGGUUGAUAUCAUUCAUUAACAUCCUUCUGAUGUAGACAAUCAAACAUUCUUGGUAUUCAGCUCCAUAACAUAAAGAUUACUGUGGGGUUGAUUUCGCUAUUGAUUGCAUUGAUGAUUGUGUAUGAAUGAUCAAUAAUAAAAUCUCUCCCGCAAUAAUUCACUAAGCUUUAUGUUAUGAGGACCCAGAUAAAAGGAGAUAUGCUAUGUUUACUUACAUUUCAUACAAACAUUUGAAAAGAUAUUUCAUGAUUUGAUGGAGGUAGAAACUAUAAAAAUUAGAUAAUAUCUAUCUAACAGACAACAGUGAUUUGAAUCUGUUGAAGUAAUUUUAAUGAAUCAAUGGCUUAUCCAAUCCAGGAGUUACUAAAAGAAUAGAAAUUUGAACAACAACAGUGAUUUGAAUUCACAAAAGUAAUUUAAAUGGAUCAGUGCAAUGGCUUAUCCAAGCCAGGGCUAACUACAUGUAAUAAAAUAAUAGACAUUUGAACAACUAAAGAGAAAUUAUAUAAGCUGACGUUAUUAUUUUCUUUGAUAUCAAGUUAAAAUAAUGAUACUGCAGGCAUCUACACGUUUGCUUUGGAAUACACAUGAUAAUGCUUCAAUAUUGGUAGUGAUGUUUUAAUGAUUUUGAAUACAUCUCCUUAUAUAGAUACUCUUUUUUUUUGUAGUUUGUGAUGUGCCAUGUAUUCCUAAUUGUGGUGCCAAAGAAGUGUAUUUGAUGCUUGUUCAUAUGAGGUAUAUGAUUAGACAAAUCACAUAUUUCUGUAUUAAUUAUGAAGGAAAUCAAAUUAUGCAACUAAUCAUAGUUAAGAAUUACAGUAGCUGAUAAUAGUUAAAUGAAAAUCACAAGCGAAUUGAUUCAUGAAAUUUUCAGCUACACACAUUUCGAGCUGGAAAGAAUUAUACUGUAUAAUAACAUUUUGUAAUCACAUUGUCUUAGAGCAAAGAAAGAAUAUAUUUAUUGAUUGAAGCAAAACAAAAACAUUGUUCUGAAAUCAUGAUUUUGUUUAGUAUACUAUUACUGAACAAAUCUCUAUUUACUGCAAUUGGCAAUAGUUUUAUUGAGUCAAAGUUGCAAUAUCUCAUGUAUUUAUUCGAGUAUUUUUAAAACUUUAUCUGUUGUAGAAUAGCCUUGAUACACAUAAUUGUGUAUGCAUGAUUAAUUAUGAUUCAAAUAUGUCAAUAAAUAGUGUGAUACAGAGUAUUAGUCUGAAAAGUCUCAUUUAUUAUUCAUUUGCCAAAAUUUUCUGACAAAUUGAAAAGGGCCAGGUUUCUAAUUGCACUUUUGGUGGAAUAUUUCAUUCAUACUGUUAGUUCUUCUAAGUACCAAGUAUGAUAUGUGCAGACUACACAACCUCACUGCUUUACUGAAAUAACUUAUUUAUGUAUGAUGCACAAUGUCCAAUUUCAAACAGAUUCCGACUUUUUUUUUAAAUAAGUAAAUGGCAAUGCAUUUUCUAAAUCAUAGAAUAUUUCUUUCAAACAUUUUACUGUUUCAUCUUCUUUGAUGACAAUGAAAUAUCUGUAUCCCAACAAAGUUUGUGAUGAUUUUAUCAUAUUUAUUGGAAUUUUUUUUUUUGAUGAAUCUAAAGGGAUAGAUACUGUUUUUUGCAGUGCAGCUGUUUCGAGUUAUGUGUAAUUUUUACUUCAAAUAUGAUUUUUUUUUUGUUGUUGUAUGAGUGUUGAUAUUUUUAGUACUGAUCAUGCACGGGUGAUCUUGAGAAGGAAAGGUAAACAAGAAUAGUGCAUAUUGAUAUACUAGUAGUACCCUGCUAUAUUGAUUCAUAAUAGUAAUAGUAGUAGUGGUAGUGGUGGUAGUGGUAGUAGUGGUAGUGGUAGUAGUAG
Molecule: messenger RNA, 3330 nt
Organism: Lytechinus variegatus (green sea urchin)
Lineage: Eukaryota; Metazoa; Echinodermata; Echinoidea; Temnopleuroida; Toxopneustidae
Product: lysophosphatidylserine lipase ABHD12-like
Exons: 12
Coding region: 166-1296 (376 amino acids)
Biological process (GO): phosphatidylserine catabolic process; monoacylglycerol catabolic process
Cellular component (GO): endoplasmic reticulum membrane
Molecular function (GO): monoacylglycerol lipase activity; phosphatidylcholine lysophospholipase A1 activity
Source: RefSeq, a predicted model, not a curated record